Molecule: messenger RNA, 3061 nt
Organism: Klebsormidium nitens
Lineage: Eukaryota; Viridiplantae; Streptophyta; Klebsormidiophyceae; Klebsormidiales; Klebsormidiaceae
Source: the annotation of a GenBank genome assembly
AUGAACUUUGCUAGGAUAGUUGUAGCGAGCGGCACUUGUCGCGGGGUUUCGUCCGGGCCGCAGUCUGUGUUUGAGUGUACAGCCAGGAUACCAAAACAUUGUCAGAAGCAGGUUACAAGGACUUUUAGAGCGCACUCCCAGAAAACAUGGACGCCGCCAGCAGCUCAGAGCCUUAUGCUGCAGUAUUUUCAAAGAGCACCCGCACAGAACAAUCGGAACACAAGAGACUACACAAGCAUGACGACAUCGUCAGCAGCUGAUGUCAGCGUGUUUGCAGAUGGCGCCGUCUCGUCCCCGACUCUCGACCGCGUGGAAUUGUUACGGGCGGAGAUGCGACGGGUGCUCCAAGUCCUUCCCGCAAUCACCGCAGCUCUUGGCCCCAACCCCCCCCCCAAGCUCACGCAAUUCGCCGCGUCAAAGCAAUUGAAGUUGCAGCUGCCGAACAAUCAGCUUGUAGAUAAAUAUCGAGAAAGCGAGGUCGGGAUUUUCCCCCACCUCCGGAAUCAGAUCGAGACGGUCGAGAAAAUUCUGUCGACGCCGGACCAUAGCGCAGACGCGCGGAGGGUCGCUUCCUUUUCGGGGGGGACUCCCGGCUGGGACGGGGCGGGGGGGGAGGAGAAGCAGAGAUUCGCGUCGAUGUCGGGGUUUGCAUAUCCUGUCCGCUCGCCCACUAUUCCUGCAGAGACGGACGAAGCGUCACCCAUUUCGGACGUCACUCGGAUCUUGAAAAAGGACAGCCGGUCAAUCGAAGUCGUCCCUUCUAGAAGAGGUUUCGCUGAGGGGGGCUUAGGCAGCUCUCCGGGGGGGUCGCAGCAAGCGGUGGACGAGGGGGGAGAGACGGAGGCGUCGACCAAACUGAGGGGGGGCUGGGCUCAGCUGGCGGUUUUUUUGACAAACCGACGGCAGCAAGUCGUCGUUCUGCUGCUGUGGCUGGCGGCGAACUGCGCACUGUUUGUGUACAAGUAUCUGGCGUACAUGGACGAGCCAGAGUACAAAAUCACGGGCCCGUGCAUUUGCGUGGCCAAAGGCGCAGCGGAGGCGAUUAAGCUGAACAUGGCGCUCAUUCUGCUCCCCGUGUCCCGGUUCUCGAGCACGGUCCUCCGGGACCGCUUCGGCCGCUUCUUCCCCUUCGACUACGCCAUCAUGUUUCAUCAGUUCCUAGCGUUCGCCAUCCUAGUUUUCACCCUCCUCCACGUGGCGCUCCACCUCACGUGCGACUACCCGCGCAUGGCCGCCGCAAACCAUCAGGUGUUUCUGGACCUUUUGGGCGACCAGUUUGAUGGGAAACAGCCCAACUACUGGGGCUUUUUGGGGACCCGGACCGCCGUACUGGGCUUCAUCACUCUGGGGCUGAUGUUCAUCUCCUUUCCACUGGCGCUGCCCAUGUUGAGAAAGGCUUCGUCGCUCCAAAGCUCGUUUCUGCGGCACUUGACCGGCUUCAACGCGUUCUGGUACAGCCAUAUGCUGCUGCUCCUUAUGUUCCCUCUCCUCAUAUUCCACGGGUCGAGGCGGCCCAUCGGACACUACCCUACAACCUCGACGUGGUUGUGGAUCGUGGCGCCUAUGGUCAUAUACGCGGUCGACCGUGUCAUACGAGUUCCCCGCGCGCGGUGUAAAACCAAACAAGUCGACUGCACAAAGGCGGAGAUGUUCCCCGGUGGCGUGCUCGGCUUGACCAUGACCAAGCCCCCGGGGUUCAACUACCGGGCGGGCCAGUACCUCUUUCUGCAGUGCCCACAGGUGUCGGCCUUCGAGUGGCAUCCCUACAGCAUCACAUCCGCACCGUCCGAUGAUUUUCUGCGAGUCCACAUCAGAGCGGUCGGCGACUGGACCAAUCGGCUCCACCAGAUCUUCGCAGAGGCUAUAGAAAAAGAGCCUUUCGCCGGAAAGGAGGCUUCCGCCGGAAAGGAGUCCGAUCUGGAAGCCGGAACGCCCUCUCCAACCGCAUAUCCUCGACUGCUCAUCGACGGUCCAUUUGGCGCGCCCGCUCAGGACUUCCACAAGUUCAAAGUGGUGAUGCUGAUUGGCGCGGGGAUCGGGCUGACUCCCUUCGCGAGCGUAAUGCGCGAGUGUCACCACCAGAUGGAGCGCAAUGCGCGGCAGGCACUCAUAUCGCCAAGCUCCACAGAAAAGACUGUCAGGACCCAGACUCCCCCUGGGCCGUCCGACGACAAUCAACGGUCGGCGCGGCUCGCGCGCGUUGAGAAGGUGUAUCUCUACUGGGCGACAAAGGAUCGCGCGGGGCUGACGUGGUUCCGCCGACACCUCAGCGACUUCUUGGGCCGCACCGGAGUGAGCCCUGCGCAGUCUAUGGUGGAACUCAACAGUUACUUGACGCAGCAAGGCAAGGUCGACGAGACCAGGAUCACGCCGGCUGGCUCGAUGGAGAGCACGAUACAGGAAGUGCACGACGAUGAUGUAGAUGUACAGAUGGGUACUAAUCUGGGUCGGCCAGACUGGGACAAGGUAUUUGCACGCGCUCGAAGACGGCACCCUAACACGAGGAUCGGCGUCUUCUUUUGCGGCCCCCGAACGCUGAGCAACAAGCUCUGCCAGCUGUGUUGCAAGUACACGGGAGAGAGUACGCACUUUGAAUACUUUAAGGAAAACUUCUGAGCGGCAGCAAGCUUUCGCUCUCAUGCGGACCACAAGACCCGGAAGACGAAGCAACUAAUCGCGACGUGUUGACCAUCCCUUGUGCCUCUCAGCGCCAUGGUCAUUGGUUCGCUUUGCCGAGACAAGAUUGUCUUGUGAGUUGUUCUGGCUUUGAGCUAGCAAGGUUACAUGUAGUUUGUAGAUGAACCUUAUUGAUUGAUCAUUGCACUGCGCCAGUCGUAGGUUGACACUUUAAUGUAGCUAGGUUUAGGAUAGAUUUAACCCGCUGAACUCGACACAACGUCACUUCCAGCGGAAGCGAAAAUUGCAUCCGGACAAGGGCACCACUAAUCUCAUUCAAGAAGGUAAUAGCUAGCAAAAACGAAAACACGAGUAGGGCUGCAGUUCUGCAUUCCCUCCGAUCGACAUUACGCAAGGCCCAACAAUCCCCGAUCACUGCUGUUCC